Messenger RNA from Ipomoea nil (Japanese morning glory), 594 nucleotides. RefSeq lists its product as uncharacterized. NCBI's taxonomy places the organism in Eukaryota, Viridiplantae, Streptophyta, Magnoliopsida, Solanales, Convolvulaceae. The transcript has a single exon. Bases 1 to 594 code for a protein of 197 amino acids. The record is from RefSeq and is a predicted model, not a curated record.
AUGUCGUCCCACUCUUCCGAACGUACAGUCUCCGCUGCCGGCACCCCGUCUCCGGCCGGCGGGCCGUCUCUCGCCGGCGCUCAUCAUUACGUGACGAUGAAACUCACGUCACGUAACUUCUUGUUUUGGCGCGCCCAGCUAAUUCCCUUUCUCCGGGGUCAAGAGUUGCUGGGCUUUGUUGACGGUUCUCUUCCGUGUCCACCGGAAACCGUCACUGCUGCUCCGUCAUCGGAGGGAUCGUCGGCAGGCACCACCGCGGCGACCAUCGUUCCCAAUCCGGACCACCGGGCAUGGGUGAAACAGGAUCAAUCGAUCAUGUCUCUCCUGAUUUCAUCCAUGUCGGAUGAAGUGCUGCAUUUAGCGCUUGGCCGAACUACAUCGGCAGAGAUAUGGCAAUCCAUCACCUCCGCACUCGGAUCCUCAAGCCAAGCCCGCUGUCUCAAUCUUCUCGGGCAAUUCCAGGUGCUCCGUCAGGGUAACUCCACGACUGCAGAGUAUCUAGGCCGAGCCGGGGUUCUCGUCGAGGCUUUAGCUCAGGCCGGUCGGCCUCUCUCUCUGAUGGAGCAAAAUUUGUACGUGCUCCGUGGACUCUGA